AGCUGUCAAAAAAUCUUUCAAAUUGCUGUGUGUGGUUUGCACGUGUUUUUAUUUAUUUAAUGAAAAAGUGAAAAAUUAGCAAUGAAAAUUUUAUCAGAAGAUAGAACAAGAAUAUUAUUCGAAAAGCUAACCAAGUAUAUCGGUGUCAACGUUAAGCUUCUAAUAGAUAGACCAGAUGGCACAUAUUGCUUCAGAGAGAAGAAAGACCGCGUAUAUUAUAUUUCAGAACGCUUAUUGCAAUUGGCACACACAGUAAAGCCAGAUCAUUUGAUAUCGGCUGGAACGUGUUUUGGAAAGUUCACAAAGACAAAUAAAUUCAGGUUACAUAUCACAGCAUUGACUUAUAUUGCGCCGUAUGCUCCUUACAAGUUGUGGGUAAAGCCAUCAGCCGAACAACAGUUUUUAUAUGGACACCAUGUGAUUAAAAGUGGUCUUGGUAGAAUAACGGAAAACACUCCAAAGAACCAAGGAGUAGUCAUUCUCACCAUGUCAGAUAUCCCGAUAGGUUUUGGGGUAACUUCAAGAUCAACUACAGAUUGCAGGCAUGCUGAUCCAUUAGCGACUAUAGCCUUCCACCAGGCUGAUAUAGGAGAAUAUAUUAGAUCAGAAGACACUUUAAUAUAAUAAAUAGAUUUUAAAUUUC
Molecule: messenger RNA, 643 nt
Organism: Zerene cesonia (dogface butterfly)
Lineage: Eukaryota; Metazoa; Arthropoda; Insecta; Lepidoptera; Pieridae
Product: 60S ribosome subunit biogenesis protein NIP7 homolog
Exons: 3
Coding region: 82-624 (180 amino acids)
Biological process (GO): ribosome assembly; ribosomal large subunit biogenesis
Cellular component (GO): nucleus; preribosome, large subunit precursor; nucleolus
Molecular function (GO): RNA binding
Source: RefSeq, a predicted model, not a curated record